UAAUUAAAUUAGAUAUCUCAUUCAGCAACAACAUCCGCUAAGGUUAGCUAGCUCAGCCAGUUAGCAAGCUAUUUGAGGAGGACAGUAACGUUAGCACAGCAAGCAGACAGGCAGGUCUUUGGACCGGCUACUAAAUAAACCUCUUGGGGCUGUACAGGACGUAUUUCACAUCGAAUGUAGAUCUUGUAUGAGUAGCGGAGACAGUAAAACACAGCCAUGCAGACCAUCAAGUGUGUUGUAGUGGGGGACGGAGCUGUGGGUAAAACCUGCCUGCUCAUCUCUUACACCACAAACAAGUUUCCUUCUGAAUAUGUACCUACGGUGUUUGAUAAUUAUGCAGUAACUGUAAUGAUUGGAGGCGAGCCCUACACUCUGGGCUUGUUUGAUACAGCAGGUCAGGAAGACUACGACAGGUUACGACCUCUGAGUUAUCCCCAGACAGAUGUCUUCCUCGUCUGUUUCUCCGUUGUGUCCCCCUCCUCCUUUGAAAACGUCAAAGAAAAGUGGGUUCCAGAGAUCACCCACCACUGUCCAAAGACGCCCUUCCUGCUAGUCGGGACUCAGAUUGACUUGCGGGAUGACCCUUCCACUAUAGAGAAGCUGGCCAAGAACAAGCAAAAGCCAAUCACUCCGGAGACAGCCGAGAAGCUGGCGAGAGAUCUCAAGGCUGUGAAAUAUGUUGAGUGCUCAGCCCUCACGCAGAAAGGCCUAAAGAAUGUGUUUGAUGAGGCGAUAUUGGCUGCAUUGGAGCCCCCAGAGCCCAAGAAGAAACGCAAAUGUGUGCUGCUAUGAGAGGCUCCUACCUUUUCAAAGCACACACACAUAACACAUACAUGAAUCUUAAAAACAUAAAUAUACACAUACACACACAUGCAAAACACACACACACACAAAACACACCCCCUCCCCUGCCAUCACACCCCUCUCCCUGGCUCUGCUGAGGUUGGUUGACAGCAUUGCCCUUCACAGAGAAGACUAGAAAGAAAACAGCCUACACAGUUCCAGAUAAUUCUCGGCAAUAAAAAGAAGCUUCACCCCUAAGUCUGCGUCUGGGACAGAGGACCUAACCUGGCCAAAAGGUUGCUGUGUGUUUUGGGCAGGGUGGUGUAACCUCGGACGUGGACACAUACCAAGCUUACGUACAAGUAGAAUUCAUUCUGUCGAGCUUUUGAUAGAUGAUUUAGAUUCAGACAGUGUUGUGGCCUAAUCAACUUUUAGACGCCCAGCCAAUGGAUAUAAGCCCCAGCCCCUCCCAGCUGCCUGAUUGGUGGCUGCUCAUGCUGCUGGUCCCAUCCUCUCUUGACGAGCACACUCAUCAGCCGAUCCCUACGUUCUUUCUCAGCACUACCACAAGAAAAUGCUAACAAAGUAGGGUUUUGUUUCUGUUUGCCAACACCCUUUUUCUCCUCAAACACAUAAGUCUGAGAUAUUUCUUCCAUGUUCCACACAGACGCGCUCUUAACCACUAAGGAAACUGUGUAGGUCCGACAGAACUCGGUAAUUCAGAGCAAUACGGCUGAAAGUCCACACAGUGGAAACUUAAUUAGUAGAUAUUGCCAUCUAGCAUCGAGUCCUCUUUAGUGUGGACUUCACAGUCCAUUUGGAGUGGGAAUCACUUGAAGAGCUAAAGGCAUCCUGAAGUUAAGGGUCCAGUAGUCGACCGAAAGGAAUUGGCCUUUUAGAUGCAGGGAACUUAAACAGUGUUAGCAGAACAAGCGUUGUGUUCUUUAUGUGUGACCAAGGGGGGGUAAAGCAGGAUACUGUUUUAACAUUGUCAUCACCUUACAGUCAGAACGGGUACAGCAGAGACAUGCGUGUAAAACCAGAGUCUCUGGAGAUCCAUACUCCAUACAUCCAGACGAUGACC
Molecule: messenger RNA, 1867 nt
Organism: Perca flavescens (yellow perch)
Lineage: Eukaryota; Metazoa; Chordata; Actinopteri; Perciformes; Percidae
Product: cell division control protein 42 homolog
Exons: 6
Coding region: 217-792 (191 amino acids)
Biological process (GO): small GTPase-mediated signal transduction
Molecular function (GO): GTP binding; GTPase activity
Source: RefSeq, a predicted model, not a curated record